Molecule: messenger RNA, 734 nt
Organism: Sinocyclocheilus anshuiensis
Lineage: Eukaryota; Metazoa; Chordata; Actinopteri; Cypriniformes; Cyprinidae
Product: pleckstrin-like
Exons: 8
Coding region: 51-734 (227 amino acids)
Biological process (GO): actin cytoskeleton organization; intracellular signal transduction
Cellular component (GO): plasma membrane
Source: RefSeq, a predicted model, not a curated record
UACAUUCACCACUCCCUGUAGACUGAGACUCACUGUUUUACUUCAUAGCAAUGGAACCAACAAUAAUCAGAGAAGGAUACCUAGUGAAGAAGGGAACUGUGCUCAACUCAUGGAAGGUGGUGUGGGUGGUGUUAGCAGAUGAUGCCAUUGAGUUUUACAAGAAGAAGACCGACAACACUCCGAAGGGAAUGAUCCCUCUGAAGGGUGCGACUCUGACCAGCCCGUGCCAGGACUUCACUAAAAGAACGCUAGUGUUCAAGAUCAGCACAGCUAAGAACCAGGACCAUUUCUUCCAAGCGACCCACCUUGAGGAGAGGGAGCUUUGGGUUAAAGAUUUCAAGAGAGCCAUCACUUGUUUACAGGGAGGCAAGAAGUUUGCCAGGAAGUCAACGCGUCGAUCCAUUCGGUUACCGGAAAAUGUUAACCUGAGUGAACUGUAUGUUUUAAUGAAAGAUCAAGACAAUGGAGUUAAAGAGCUGAAGGUAGAGAAGGAUAAAAGGCUGUUCAAUCACUGUUUCACAGGAAACACAGUGAUCGACUGGCUGAUUUCUGAGGGGAAGGCCAGAAACAGACCCGAGGGACUGAUGCUGGCCACCGGACUGCUGAACGAGGGAUUCCUGCUGCCCGCCGGAGACGUGUCCAAAGACGGCGCCCUGGGUGAGGACGAUCCUCUCGGCUCCAUUCAUCUGCGUGGCUCAGUUGUGACGGCGGUGGAAUACGUGCCUGAUGAGUGA